AUGACCGUCGCGCAAACGGUCCGCCGGUUCGUAUGGGGCGAUGUCCCCAAGUCGAGGACGGAGCGCACCCUGCUGCUCAAGAUAGACUGCUUCAUCCUCUCAUAUUGUUGUCUUAUGUACUUUUCCAACUAUCUCGAUCGGAGCAAUGUCAACAACGCGUAUGUGUCUGGCAUGAGGGAAGAGCUGCAUAUGGAGGGUACACAGUUCAACCAAAUCAAUACUCUUUUCACCUGUGGAUACAUUGUGGGGAUGAUACCGAACAACCUAAUGCUCCAGAUCGUACCACCACGGAUCUGGUUCCCGGCGAUGCAGAUCGUCUGGGGCGUCCUGACGUUUUGCACUAGCACAGUAACCAACGUGCAGCAGAUUUUUGCCAUCCGAUUUCUCCAAGGGAUCGCCGAGUCGUCCACUUUUGUGGGCACCCAUUACAUCCUCGGAUCAUGGUACAAGUCGGGAGAGCUGGGCAAGAGAUCUGGCAUAUUCACGUCUUCUGGACUUGCGGGUACACUAUUUUCCGGCAUUCUGCAAGCCGCGGUGUAUACGAAUUUGAACGGUGUCUCCGGUCGAAGUGGCUGGCGCUGGCUGUUCAUUAUCGAUGGCGUCAUCACACUGCCCAUCGCGCUGUACGGGUUUCUUAUGUUUCCUGACGUCCCGACGACCACGAAAGCAUUUUAUCUCUCUGACGAGGAACGAUUGCUCUCGUGCGAGCGGCUCGAGACUGAGCAAAAUAAGGAUAUCGGUCACGGUCAUCUGUCUAUGGGUCUCGUUAAACGACUACUGGGAAGCUGGAGGUGGUAUGGCUGCAGUCUCCUGUUCGCUAUAUCUGGCGAAACGGAAAGUUUCGGUUCAAACAACUUAAUGGGUCAGUGGCUAAAGGCCCUCGGAGGUUACACGGUAGAGCAAAUCGACUUCUAUCCCUCCGGCGUCACCGCAUUCGCGAUCGUCUCCACGCUCAUUUGCGCGACCUGGACCGACGCGACGCGCUCGCGCGCGCGCUGGCCGGUGCUCGUGUACAUGUCCGUGGCCUGCAUCGUCGCGUCGAUCAUCCUCCUCGCCCCCUCCUCUCCGCGCGGGCUCGACUUCUUCGCGUGGUACCUGGCGGGCGCGAGCUACGCGGGGCAGGCCACGACGUUCGCGUGGGCGAACCAGAUCUGCGCGGACGAUCACGCCGCGCGUGGGGUCGUGCUCGCAUCGAUGAACAUGUGGAACAACGUCGUGAACGCGUGGUGGCCGCUCGUGUUCUAUCCGGCCACGGACGCCCCGCGUUUCGUCAAGGGUCUGUGGGCGAUGGUUGGGACCAGCAUCGCGACCCUGGGCGUGACGUGGUUAGUGUGGUAUCUGGAGAGGAGGGAAAGGCGGGGGAGAGCGCGCGUGGUGGAAGAGGCAAGUCAGGUGGUGGGGGCCGGGUUAGAAAAGAGAGAGACGAUUGAAGACAAGAAGAGUGUGCGAAGCUCCGAGUAG
Messenger RNA from Epithele typhae, 1461 nucleotides. RefSeq names its product MFS general substrate transporter. NCBI's taxonomy places the organism in Eukaryota, Fungi, Basidiomycota, Agaricomycetes, Polyporales, Epitheliaceae. The coding region runs from base 1 to 1461 and encodes 486 amino acids. Gene Ontology annotation, biological process: pantothenate import across plasma membrane. Gene Ontology annotation, molecular function: pantothenate transmembrane transporter activity. The transcript is spliced from 14 exons. Gene Ontology annotation, cellular component: plasma membrane. The record is from RefSeq and is a predicted model, not a curated record.